CAAAGUGACACUGUUCGCUUUGUAAACGUAACCUUGUUUUGACAGUACAAUUCAGUUGUAGAAUAAUAACAAACAACAAAUUCGAGUCGCUCCUGUGGAUUUUAAAAAUUUGGGCCAUUUGAUAGUUGAAAAACGGACUAUAACCGAUGAAACGAUGUUGUGUAGAUGGAUAUUGGAUAGCGGCCAGAUUCUCAAGCAGCACAAAUGGAUUGGCGUGGUCAAAUAUUGCACACAAACUGCAGCUAUUGAAAGUGUUUUGCGAUCCGAGAUGAAACGUCCAAAGGAGGUGAUUGCCAAAUUAUUGAAGAAAAACAAAUUUUUGCUUCAAGUCCGACCAGAUGAGAUGAAAAAGUCACUACAACGACUCAAGCGGUUAAAUUUUGAUGCUAGCGACAUAAGAAUACAUCCAAGUGUGUUGCUACAGAGUGAGUUUCAGUUGUUGAACAACUUCCAGCGGCUCCACGAACUUGGUUAUUCUAAUGUGACCAUCUAUCGUUUGGCCAACAUUAAGGACAUUUUGACAAAGUCGGUGCAGUUUAAUCAAAGCUUUAAUUUUCUACCGAAAAAUAUCAACGUCAUCGAAAAUAUUUUCACGGUGGCCAAAGUUCCGCUGAAGUCUGACAUUGAUACAAAUUACGAUCGGCAAAUGCGAUUGGAAGCGAUUCACAGGCAGGCACUUCGAAGCUAUAUGCUCAAUCGCAUCAAAUACACAUCAGCCGAUAUUGAUGAAAUGUGGAUAUAUUAUCCCGGACUAAAAACACGAUCCCUUCAAAGCAUUGAUCGGUCGAGGCAACUGCUCGAAGAUGCAUACAAAGUACCAGUCAGCCAGCUGCCGAGAUUUAUUUUAUUAAUGCAACCAGAAGAAAUCGAAGAAUUACUGGCUGUAGACAUUGUUAGUGGUAUUAAUGUGAAACAGGUUAUGACUAUAGCAGCCAAAUGUAAUUUGAAACGCAUCAGGGAAAUUGAGGUUAUUUGUGCCAAUUAUAAAGUACCUGAUUACGCCAUUGCAUUCGCACCGAAAAUAUUCUUCAUGAACGUUGACACAUUGAGCAGUCGCAUCAAUCGAAUAUGCAAACUGAAACAUGGUAAAGACUUUCUACAACACGUUGCCAUCGGAAAAGUGAUUGUGAACAUGGGACUUAUCGAAAUAUAUGCCAAACAGCAUAAAAAGCGCUUCGAUUCAGUGUUCAGUGACACUUUUGUUAAUUUUUGUUUGAAUGGAUUCAUAACUCGAAAGAAUAGGCCGCUACUAUUCUAUUUGUGUAAAGUUUUCAACAAAUCAAAAGAUGAAAUCAAUGAGGCUCUACAGAUUCAUCCACACUCGUCGAUGUUUUCAUUUCCCGUGGUUCAUGAAAAUAUUGAGUAUUUGUUGAAUAAAGGAUUCACUCAUGAUGACAUCUUCCAAGAUCUGCCCAUUAUUCUAUAUUCAAUAGACGAAAUAAAAGAAUUUUUCGACCGGCUGAAAGAUCCUGUGGAAACGGCAAGACUGAAUAUCAACCCAGAACAAUUGAGUAAAUCAGAACUAUUGCGACUAUGCGUAUACACCAUAGAAAAGAAAUCUGGUUUCAAUGGUGAAGGGAUUUACCUGAAUUCACGCGCCGCCGAAUUUAACGAUGAUGAAAGUUGGGAAAUGGAAGAAAUGGUCAAACAAAUAAGUUGUUGGUCAUAAAAUACAAGAGAAGAAACAAAAAAAUAAUUGAGUAUAUUUAGUCACUAUACGUAUUUGGCAUAAAAUAGUGUUAAACAUAAAUGAGAAAAACAAUUUACUCCAUCGAUCUAUUUACAUGAGUUUGUUGAUCAUUUUGCUUGAGAAAUCAGAAAAAAAAUUGCACCAAAUGCUCUCAAAAACAACUAAAAGCAGCUCAUGCUUUUCAAAUGUACAAAACUUAAAAUUUAGCGUUCGUUUCAUGUUCCUCUUAUUUCUACGAUAUUAUUUUGGCUCUUGGAAUAAUUUUGGUUUGAAAUUGUUCUUUGGAUGCCUUAACAAAUAUAGUAAUUUUAUAAUUAAAAUUUAGAAUGUAAAUUAUUCGGAACUAGUCGAAAUAAUGAAGGCACAUUUGGAAUGCACAUUGAUUAGAGUUAUACACUUAAGGCUAAAAAAGAAUGUGAUGACCGAUUUAAAUCAACACUCAAGGCUUAAAUAUAUGGAAUACUGUUUUGGCAAGA
This is a messenger RNA of Sitodiplosis mosellana (orange wheat blossom midge), 2166 nucleotides long. RefSeq lists its product as uncharacterized. Gene Ontology annotation, cellular component: mitochondrial matrix. Gene Ontology annotation, molecular function: double-stranded DNA binding. Gene Ontology annotation, biological process: termination of mitochondrial transcription; regulation of DNA-templated transcription. The transcript has 4 exons. Bases 155 to 1669 code for a protein of 504 amino acids. Lineage: Eukaryota; Metazoa; Arthropoda; Insecta; Diptera; Cecidomyiidae. The record is from RefSeq and is a predicted model, not a curated record.